AUGCCCGGCUUCUAUGUAAUUGACGUCUUGCCUUUACACCAUGCAAGUAAAAGGCCUUUCCACUUGGAGAAACGCAUGCGCUCCAAGAAAUCUUCCCCCGUUUAUUCUUCAAACCUUCCACUUUCUCCAGCAGAAGCUCACUUGAAACGUGAAGCGAUCCUCGAAGCUCGUCGUCUUAAACUUGCUCGCCAGUUUCUUCACGUUAAAGAUGUCCUUGACAAACAACAUCAAAGAGCUUUGCGUGACUCCUCGGCCAAACGAUCCCAAAUUCAGACUACCCUUCGCAUGGCAGAGAAGAACAGGAAUUUGAUUUUACAAAAGUUAGUCGAACAAGCCGCACAAGAAGUAGCCAGAUGUAAAGAAGUUGCGAGAAUGCAACAGUUGAAGAAUCAAGAGAAAACCGAUCGAAGAAGGAAAGACAUGGAAAGACGACAGAAAGCGACGGCUGCUAGGAGGGCAAGACUUUUGAGUGCUUCAAAGACAAAGACUACUGGAAGUAACAUCAAUGUUCCUAUGAAUCGAGAAGAGGCUGCUGUUUUCAUUCAAGGAAUUUGGAGAUAUAAUCGAUUGAUGCCUUGCGUGAAAGCAUUCAGGAAGUUUGGGAUAAACGCGCAUGCGGUCGAAUGUACGUCGUUUGGAGAUGUCGUAGCAUUAUUGCAGAAACCGGCGGUUAUCCAAGCGACUUCAAAGUUGCUGGCACGCAUCAGAAAGGUUUCGUCUUUAACUUCUGGUUCUAAGAAAUAUAAGAACUUUGCGAGAGUAUUCCUUAGUGCAUAUAUGGUUACAGCACAUACGGGGGAAAUACUUGUUGAUAUGGGACCACAUGAAACUGAACUAUUGAGCAGCGCUAGAAGUAUGUUGGCUCAUUUUGAGCGUUGGGUAGACGAAGUCUCUGUCACAACUUCGGGCAAAAUACAAUAUUCUUCACUUGUCAAAUUCCUUUACGACUGGGAUGCCUACUACAACGCCUUCAACACUUGGAAAACAAGGGAUUCAGAAAAACUGGCAUCUAACCUGAUUGCUCACUAUUUGGAUUACGAAAAGUUGUGGAACACUGUUAAGAGCCAAGCAAAUGCUGAGACAGAGUGGCGACCUAAUAUUGUCUUCCAACAGGAAGAAAUCAGACGAAAGGUUAGGAAUCUGGGUGGUGAUGCCGCGAUGGUGCGUUUAGAGAAUGCCCUUCGGCAAUUAAGAGAGAAGAUGCCCAAGGACAAUGACGAAUCUGGAUUCGGAAACGAUACCGUUAAAAGGAGUGUCAAUCACGAAUCGGGUGAUUGGUCUGAUAGAGAUGACGAUUUAACUGUGCCUCCGAGACAAGUGGCCGUUUCGCCUGCCCCUUCUUCGUCUUCUCCUUCGCCUUCACCCAAUUUACCAUCAUCUGCAUCACACUCGCCGUCGGUAUCACCAUCAUUAAAUGGCACAGGUUCUUCGUCCAUUUCAUCCUCGCCAGUGUCGAAUAAUAUUCAUGAAGCGAACAAUAACUUGCAAACAAUCAUACAGAGUUUUGGGGGUUAUGGUGCUGGGCUUAGUAACGAAAAGUUGGCACACGAAAUCAUUAUUGAUCCUGAUUUCGAAUUGAAACCGCAGAAGAGAACAGAGUUGGAGGAGCGUGUAAGAGCCAUGACUACUAAAGCGCUUCUUGAUACUGCUAGGGAGGACUUUGAGCAAGGGCGAUAUGACAAGUGGAUUCCUAGUCUAAUGAAAGAUAUCAAGCAGACACUUCAAGAAAUAGUACCCCCUCGCUCCUCGCUUUACAAUACUAUCGAAGAAGUACUCGAUAUCGACUUGAUCGCUCAACAAAUCAAUGUUGGUGUCUAUGACAUUCGUAACUGCAUAACGUUCAUUAUCGAUCUCAUGCUUCAAAUCUGCGCUCCUGUACGCGACGAACAAAUUAAAUCUCUCAAAGAAAUGACUGAUCUUGCCGAAAUCUUUCAACACAUAUUUGAACUCUUAGACAUGAUGAAACUAGAUUUGCUGAAUUAUCAAGUCAAAUUGAUCAGACCAUAUUUGAAAGAACAAGCCGUAGAAUAUGAACGUGAAAAAUUCGAAUCGGCUUUGGUUGCGGGGAAAUUGAGUCUGGAGCGGACGAAGGCUUGGCUUUAUCCUACUGUUGAUGCGCUACUGCGCACUGCUGCUGAGCGCAAUCCGGAGAGAGUCAACCUUCCUCAACAUAGGCACAAUCAUGGUAUCAAAUUCGAUCAAGUCUUUGAUGAUGCGUUUAUUUCCCUUAUUUUCCAACCUACUCAGAUAGGGAGAAACAAUUGUCCGGAAACUUUCCUGCUCGACGUCGAACGGUUAUGGAAUUUCCAGAACGAGAGUCAAAUGGUCACUAUAGUUGCUGCAUUAAUUAUGUUGACUAAAAAUAUUGCCACCGCAUCCCAACAGCCGAAUGUUACCGAUCUCGAGACUUUAAAGGACCGCCUAUUCAUCCUUCUGAGCGAUGGUGACAUGACCAUUGAUAAUCUCUCUGCCGAGGUUUCAAAUCAUUUCCCUAAAAUGACUCCUGAAACUCAAGCUCUCAUUAACUCUAUGGUUUCCAAAACGCUCUCGCAGAAUGAUAAGGUAUACUCUUUACUUUCUCGUAGAGUGCAGACAAUCGUAAAGACGCAUUUACAAAGUGGACAGUUCCCCAAACCGGAAUUAUUGGCGCAGUACGGCGUUGCUUCUGUCGCAAAGGAACUGGAGGCGUUGAGCAAAAAGAUUCGUAUACUCGGGAGGUAUAAUAGGGAAGUGUAUGCUAAAUGGUAUGAUGAAACAAUCAGAGAAAGGUUGAGAUCGCAAGCUGGAGGGAAUUGA
Molecule: messenger RNA, 2796 nt
Organism: Paraglomus occultum
Lineage: Eukaryota; Fungi; Glomeromycota; Glomeromycetes; Paraglomerales; Paraglomeraceae
Source: the annotation of a GenBank genome assembly